UCGGCCUAAUCCCGCUCAAGUUAGACACUCCGAAGGGAAAAUCUCAAGUACUGUGUGUGCAGCGAGGGGUAAACGCGGAAAUGUUUUAAGUGACGAUGCAUUAUGAACGAGAUAGACUGUUUCUCGCUCUCAGGUCUCGAAUUAUAUACAUGUAGAGCUCUGUACUUGAUCGGGGAGUUUUCUCACUGUAGUUUCGACUGUCAAGAUGAAUAAACGAAUAUUUUACACAGAGAGGGAAAUUAGUUUACUUAAAGAGCUGGUUACGAAGCGAGUGUGUGUGAUUGAAAACAAGAAAACUGACUUUAAAUCUAUACAAGAGAAGAACCGUGCGUGGUUAGAUGUGUCGAAAGAGUUCAAUGCAUUUCCGUACGUGUAUAGAAGGAACGAGAAACAGCUGAAGAAAUGUUGGCAGAAUUUAAAGGAACGAUCGAAGAGGCGGGAGGAGACGGAGCGACACGAACGGGAACUUGCGUAUAAAGGAAGAGAAAAUGAUCCCAUUUUCGUCGACGAAACUGACGACAAAUCCAGUUUAGCUUCACUAAUAGUCAAGCAGAAUGAAAUGGGGGCUGGAGGCUUCGAUGGCUCGGAGAAUCGUAUGGAAGACACCGAUGAACAUAUUCCGACUGUCGCUGAGCGGCUCCACCAUUGUCGGCAUUCCUCUUCCGGUCCAGCAGAAGAUGGUGGCUCCACGUCGUUUGGCUAUAACAUUGAAAUGGAACACCAGAUACGUGAGCACAGUGCCCGGAUGGACCUGAUGGCCGCCCAGCUCCGGCACGCGAGGGAGGAGCAUGAACUCAAGAUGGAAGUAUUGGCACUGAAGAAGGCCGUCCUAGAAGCGGAAGUUCACAAAUAUGGCGGAGUAUUGCGGACAAUGGAUGCAACAUGAUGCUUUGUGAUGUUUGAAAGUGUUUUUGAAAUUAAAGACAGGAUUUAAUUUUUGCAUAUGCAGCUAUCAACUAGUAUCGCGCAUUCCUGGGAGGAUUUACGGCAUAGUUCUACUGUUGUUUAUUAUGGAAGUGUAAACCGGCAUUCAACUGUGUUGGAUGCAGAGCUUUAUGUUAAGCAUGUGUGAAGGAAUACGGGUGCAACCUUUCUUGUGUUAAUCAUUUAAUUGUUUCUUAUGAAUGUAUAUAAAUAGAACGACAAUACAUAUUGAUCGUGGUAUUA
Mya arenaria is the source of this 1167-nucleotide messenger RNA. Its product is annotated as myb/SANT-like DNA-binding domain-containing protein 3. Bases 206 to 886 code for a protein of 226 amino acids. The record is from RefSeq and is a predicted model, not a curated record. The transcript has 4 exons. Lineage: Eukaryota; Metazoa; Mollusca; Bivalvia; Myida; Myidae.